This is a messenger RNA of Baudoinia panamericana UAMH 10762, 423 nucleotides long. RefSeq lists its product as uncharacterized. The record is from RefSeq and is a predicted model, not a curated record. The transcript has 2 exons. Bases 85 to 303 code for a protein of 72 amino acids. Lineage: Eukaryota; Fungi; Ascomycota; Dothideomycetes; Mycosphaerellales; Teratosphaeriaceae.
AUCCAAGCAUGACCAAUAGGUAAAGGCGGCGCCCAUCGAUGGCGAGCAAUCGUGAGUUCUCAAUCGUGAUACAUACUAGACACUAUGGGCAGGGGGUUAUCUCGAAGCAUCGCAGCCAACCAAGCCCCGGCAUCCCGCUCCUACAAUCCUCCGUCCAUAAGCCAACCAUCCUGCGCGGCUGACAGACGCGUCUCAGCAUUGCCUCAUCCUGGCAAAAUCCCCAAUCAACCCAGUAUAAAGCAAAUGUCGCGCGUCACUGUACCCCAAGGAGAUCUAAGGAACUUGAGCGAUAUAAGCCCAUGAAACAGCACAUCCUGCCUCCACAAACUCCAGAAUGACACGCUGUAGAUGAUUUGGCAGUACGCCCAGGAGAGAGCGUGUUGAGCACAUCCGUGCUGAGUGGAUUUAUUGCGAAGCAAAGCA